Messenger RNA from Chiloscyllium plagiosum (whitespotted bambooshark), 1709 nucleotides. RefSeq names its product retinol dehydrogenase 12 (gene rdh12). Lineage: Eukaryota; Metazoa; Chordata; Chondrichthyes; Orectolobiformes; Hemiscylliidae. The record is from RefSeq and is a predicted model, not a curated record.
GGAGUUGUAGUCCCAGCCGCAUCCGGUCCCGUGGAGCGCCUGAUUGACAGCUCUGCUUCCAGCCUCUCUCCUGCAGAAAAGAUGCUGCAGUUCACUCGCUCAGGAUGCCAGUCUUAUUCACCAUCAUUGGGAUCUGUGCAAUCGCUGCCCUUCUUCUGGCAGCGUUUGGCCCCUAUAUCAGAAGAUGUGCUGGUGGGGGAGUGUGUACAUCUGACGCAAGGCUAGAUGGAAAAACUGUCUUGAUCACUGGGGCUAACACUGGGAUUGGAAAGGAAACAGCACGGGAACUGGCACAGAGAGGUGCUCGGGUAAUCAUAGCCUGCAGAGAUCUGACCAAGGCAGAAGCUGCAGCCCAUGAGAUUCGGGAAGACACUGGGAAUAAACAAGUCAUUGUUCGGGAGUUGGAUCUUGCCAACACUAAGUCUAUACACCAAUUUGCUAAAAAUGUCAUGAAAGAGGAAAAGCUCAUCAAUAUUUUGAUCAACAACGCUGGAGUGAUGAUGUGUCCCUACACAAAGACAACGGAUGGGUUUGAGAUGCAGUUUGGUGUAAAUCACCUGGGCCAUUUCUUGCUGACCUGCCUGCUUCUUGACCUCAUUAAACAAUCAGCCCCUGCUCGCAUUGUUAACGUAUCAUCCUUCGCUCAUGUUUUCGGUCGAAUCAACUUUAAAGACCUUCAGAGUGAAAAAAGUUACGAUGGGGGCUUGGCUUACUGCCAAAGUAAACUGGCAAAUGUGCUGUUCACUCGGGAAUUGGCCAAGCGCCUGAAAGGCACUAAGGUCACCGUGAAUUCUGUGCAUCCGGGCUCUGUCAAAUCCGAACUCACCAGGCACUCGUUCAUCAUGUCCUUAGCAUGGAAGGUUCUGACAUUCCUUAUCAAAACACCAAAACAGGGGGCACAGACAAGUAUAUACUGUGCUGUAGCUGAAGAGUUGCAAGAGAUUUCUGGAACACAUUUUAGUGACUGUAGACCUGCAUUUGUGGCACCUCAAGCUAGGAAUGAAGAAACAGCAAGGAAGUUAUGGGAUGUCAGCUGCAAACUUUUGGAGAUUCGAUGGGAUUGAACUAAUUAAAAAAUGAAAUUCGAAGGAAACAAGAGCAACUGACUGCUUUCUUUUAACUACUUUUGAUAGUUCCUAUAAAAACACUCCAGAAAGUGCAACUUUUUGACUAACAAAUUGUUGCUUCUGAAGUUGGUCACUGCACCAAUCUAAACAUCAACCUAUAAUCGCAAAUCUUGCCUGCUCCUGCCAUAUGAUUUUGGCUAUUAAGGGGAACCUAAUAUUUUGCUCUGGUUUCCAAAUCACCUGUGUCAAUAUCCCAAUACAUGAUAGUGAACUAUCAAACUACAACAAUGACUGCUUCAGCACAAUAUUACUGUUAACAUGUUGCUGCAUAGUACUGACCAUGCAUUAAUGACCAGCAUUGCUUUGUGCUUUAGAAAGAUAGUUUGGGUUCUUCAUUGUAAACCAGCAGUAAACAUUUAAAGUGAGAAUUUUUUUAAAAAUUAUGCAAUAACAAAGUGCUGCAGAAGACAAGAAACAGAAAGCUCUUGACGGUGCUGUCUCCUUUCAAGCAACAGGUGUUAUCCUUGGUAUCCUGGUCAAUAUCGUCAGUCAACAUUAAAGAAAUAGUAGUGAGUUUUGAGAAUAUUAGCUCAGCUUGAGGUUCUGGAUACAUGUUUGCUUGCUGAGCUGGAGGGUUUGUUU